AUGGCUGAGCCUCUUGCUGUCGCCACCUCUGUCGCCGGAGUUGUUGGAAAAGCUGAUCAGGUGCUAAAGGCAGUGAGAGAGGGACGACAAGCCGAAACCCCUGAGGUCAUUGAGGAGUUUCGAGAUUGGGCUCGACACAAUGCUGUGUACGAAUGGCGAGCCCCGGAUGAAGAGCAGCAUCGCGACUUCGUCCCCGCCCCUCUAGUCCGCCAAUAA
Cadophora gregata is the source of this 216-nucleotide messenger RNA. RefSeq lists its product as uncharacterized. Bases 1 to 216 code for a protein of 71 amino acids. The record is from RefSeq and is a predicted model, not a curated record. Lineage: Eukaryota; Fungi; Ascomycota; Leotiomycetes; Helotiales; Ploettnerulaceae. The transcript has a single exon.